Molecule: messenger RNA, 2383 nt
Organism: Procambarus clarkii (red swamp crayfish)
Lineage: Eukaryota; Metazoa; Arthropoda; Malacostraca; Decapoda; Cambaridae
Gene: tsl
Product: membrane-attack complex domain containing protein torso-like
Source: RefSeq, a predicted model, not a curated record
UGUCGAUUCAGUAUUUGUACUCAGUAGUCUUCACUUGAUAUCUUAAAUCUCACAGUGUUCCCUUUGCUAUCUGCUCCUGUAGUGAGGUGCGACUCUGCGAUGAAUGUGAGCGCGGGCAGCUCGUGGGCGACGCUGGUGCUGGCUGUGUGUGUCCUGUGUGGCGAGGCCAAGGACGGCUCCUCCAGGACCCGCGACGUCCAAGACAACGACCUCGACUCCUCCGACGAGUACCUCAAGGUCGGCAGGUCGCUCAACCUCCUCCCCAGAUACGGCUUCCUCACGCUUUCCAUAAAGGUGUUCCCACACCGGUCAGACAACAGCUGGCUCUUCCGGGAGAAGACAGCAGAAGUAUUUCAGAAGAACUCGUACUGGGCCACCCAGACUCACCAGGCUCCUGCAGAGACUGACCACCGCGGCUACGACCAGCACUUCCUCAUCGACUUCUGCGAUGAUGCCAGAGAUCUCCUCACUGCUUACUUUGAUAACUUCUACGUCGAAGGCGUUCCGGAGCCCCACAGAGUCUUCACCAGCUCUAUUUCUGCCAAGACUAAUGCACAGCACUUGGGUAUCAACCCGACUUUCCUGUCUUCAGAGUAUUCUUUCGUGCUGGUGCGUCUCUUCCGCAAGACCAGACGGGCAACCCUAGACGGUCAACUCACACUGACGAGCCACUUCAAGAGUUCCGUGGGUGACAUUAGGAUAGGAUCAUCGGAGUCGGUAAAUCAGUUCCUGGACCACUAUGGCACUCACGUUAUUACAGAAUACGAAGUGGGUGAUGUUAUGUAUCAAGUUUACGUCUUUGGAGAGAGAACGUAUACAGAACUGAAGAACAAUUUUGCCAUGAGUCAAACGAGCCAGACUGAACUCACUCGGAUGGAACGUUAUUUCACACCUUACUAUGCCCUACAUGUUGGUAAGGUGAAGCUGGCAUCAGGUAGCCCACAAUUUAAGAUCAUCAGUGACCAGCUGCUGUCUGUGACAUUUUUCCGCCUGUACCAGAGCAUCUUUUCCAUAUUCAAAGACCAGGAGCUGGAGAAGAAACUGGAAGAAUUAGAUGGUGAAGUGGUCUUGAGCUUAAAGCUGGAGAAAAUCACUAAAAUUGUUCCAAAGUCUCCGGAACGUCACUGGCUUGGCGAAGUGCUGGACAACACGCUCUCUCUCUACUAUGUUACCAUGUAAACUUUACACACUUGCAUGUAAGACUAAUAGGGUUCCACAACAAUAAAGAAAAGUGCUGAUGGAAAAUAAGUGAAAUUAGUAAAAGUUCUGAAGUUGGUCCAAUCGCCCAGAUCAUUAAGAAUUGUAUUGUCAAUACAGAGAGAACUUCAAUCAUGCCAACAGUAUUUGUAACCCUAGAAGUUUUCUGAACAAGGCAGUCUGCCAAUAAUGUUAAAACCAGAAGACUUUCCCUUCACUUCAGUUGUUUAGGGGGAAGAAACUAGACUGAUAUCUCAGGAAAAUUUGCGGACAUUUUACGUGAAGACAUCUUGGUGCUCUCUUCAUGUUAUAUAUCUCAUAUAAUAUGGAUGCAAAGAAUAUAUUUAUGGAAAGAAUUAAAUGGAAGUUUGUAAGAUCAAAUGAGUAUAUUGUUAUAUACUGUACUCUUAAGUACAAAACAUUUAAAUAUUGUAUACUAACAAUAUAAAUUUGUAACAAAUUAUAUAUACUAAAUCUUGUGAGAUUAUAAACAGGUGUAAAGUUUGAUCAAACUGUGAUAUUUCACAUUAAUUUACUAGUAACCCAUCUCUUUUAUUGGGUUGCAAGGCACCGGAUUAAGGUAAAACUAAACCAUGGAUAUGGUUGACUCUUCCCCCAGGUUGGGGGUAGGGGGAGAGGGUCCCCCUUCCCCCAGGUUGGGGGGGGGGGAGGGAGUCCCCCUUCCCUUUGGGGAUUUUUUUUAUAUCCUUUUUAGUGGUUUGCCUCCCCUCCUCCGAGGUGUCUUACUGUCUAGUAAUACACCGCAGGAACUGUGCUGUCUUAUGGACUCUUAAUACCAAGAUUAUAAAAGAGAAAGUAGAUUUAAUUGUUUAAUAUACAAAUAUAAAUCAUUUAUAAUCAACCCCUACAUAUUUGAUGGCAUUUAUACCACUAGGCAAAUAAUUUGAUAUCUAGUUUUCUCAUGAAAUGUUCAUUACUUACAGAUGCAUUAUGAAAAACAUAGUUUUAUGUCUUAAUGAAAAUUAUACAAUAGAAUAUUUAUUUCAUUAUCAUGUCUAAGCCAAAGUGCCUAUGUCAAAACAAUAGAUAUUUUUAUAAUACCGAAAUAAUUUAAAUUUACUGUAAACACUCGAAAAGUCAACUUGCUUAAAAACCCACGUUAUUGAUACAUACUGAAGUUUUUCCACUAUGCAAUAAUUUAAUAAAAUGUGGUUAAUAAUUCACA